Molecule: messenger RNA, 1654 nt
Organism: Cucurbita moschata (crookneck pumpkin)
Lineage: Eukaryota; Viridiplantae; Streptophyta; Magnoliopsida; Cucurbitales; Cucurbitaceae
Product: IQ domain-containing protein IQM2-like
Exons: 8
Coding region: 127-1524 (465 amino acids)
Source: RefSeq, a predicted model, not a curated record
UUGACUCUGUCUGUUCCUUGAAGAUUUAUCACUUCUUUUGUGUUCAAUUUUUCAUUCUCAUUUCUGGGUUGCUUAUUGUAGCAGGAACAGUGUUCAUCUUAGCUUUGCUGAACCGGUUUUGCUAAUAUGGGGGCUUUCUUUUCGUGUCCGUUGGCCAAACACAUUGGUGUCGGAAAUGGGGUCGAAUCGGGGAGGACAGCAUUAGAAUCAUCUGUUAGCUUCAAAGGUAAAGAUUUGAAGAAGAUUACCGAGGAGGAAGAGUUGCAUAUUGUAGUGAAUAGUCCGAAGAGCGAAGGCAUGGAGAAUCGAUCUCCCAGAGCCGAGAGUCGUGAUGGGAUCCAAAUGAUUAUGGACCUUGGUCCCACGAACCGGGAGCAUAUGGCUGCAACGCAAUUGCAGAGAGUUUAUAAAAGCUUCAGAACCAGGAGAAGGCUGGCUGAUUGUGCAGUUCUUGCAGAGAAGAGUUGGUGGACACUCUUGAAUUUUGCUGAGCUCAGGAGGAGUUCCGUGUCGUUUUUUGACAUUGAGAAACAUAAAACUGCUGUUUCGCGAUGGUCCCGAGCUAGAACCAGAGCUGCCAGGGUUGGAAAGGGUUUGUCCAAAAAUGAAAAAGCUCAAAUGCUUGCUCUACAGCACUGGCUUGAGGCUAUCGAUCCACGACAUCGAUAUGGCCAGAACUUGCAGCUGUAUUAUGAAAAAUGGCUUCAUUGUCAGAGCCAACAACCCUUUUUUUAUUGGUUGGAUAUAGGAGAAGGGAAGGAAUUAGAUCUUGUUGAAGAGUGCCCCAGAGUGAAACUUCAGCAACAGUGUAUCAAGUAUUUGGGCCCAUUGGAAAGAACAGCCUAUGAAGUUGUUGUGAAGGAUGGGAAGUUCGUUUACAAGCGAUCUGGGGAACUUGUUCACACGACUAGAGUCGAUAAGCACGAGAAGUGGAUAUUUGUUCUCAGUACCUCGAAAGUCUUGUAUGUUGGAAAGAAGAUGAAGGGCACGUUUCAUCAUUCGAGUUUCUUGGCUGGAGGAGCCACGUUGGCUGCUGGGAGAUUGGUUAUCGAAAAUGGCAUCCUACAGGCAGUUUGGCCUCAUAGUGGUCAUUACCGUCCCACAGAGGAAAACUUUCAGGAAUUUGUCUCCUUCCUUGCAGAAAACAAUGUCGAUCUCACACACGUAAAGAUGAGCCCAGAUGAUGAGAAAGACAAUGUAGAACAAACGCGAACGAGCAGUUCAUCCAAGGAGUCGAGUGCUGGUCUGGAUGAUGGAACUGUGGCCAUUGUUGCUGAAGAAAUGAGCAUCGAUAAACCCGAUUCGCCAGAGCAAGAACCAUUGUUGACCGGAAGUUGUAAGGUAGAGAUCAUCCCUGAUGAAUCAAUACUGAAAAGAAUAAACUCACACAAAGAAACAAAAUCAUAUCAACUGGGAAAGCAGCUAUCCUGCAAAUGGACAACUGGUGCAGGCCCCCGAAUCGGGUGCGUUCGUGACUAUCCCGUCAAACUUCAGCUCCGAGCAUUGGAGAAGGUCAGCUUGUAGCCAAGAAAGGCGACUGCUCGAUCCAAAUUUCGAUCGUCGCCUCCAGUUUCCAGAACGCUGAGCUCAAAGGUGUCUAACCAAGUGCUAUGAUUCACCAAAGUGAUGCACAAUCUUCUUCAUAGGCAGCGGA